UGUUUUAGGGGUGAUAUGUUUCUGCAACAUGCCUGAUUGCGUCACAACAAACUACUUGUGCAGGUCUGAUGGUAUGGGCUGUUUUUCAGACCUCAACGACAACCAAGAUUUCAGCCAAGCUGUCCAUGGUUGCCUUGAUUUUCUGUCGUGGGACAAGGGGAGGACUUGUCAGAACGUGCCGGCUUCAGGAACUGGAAGAGAGGGAUCCCUUCUGCUCUGCUGUCACGAAGACAUGUGCAAUCACGUCGACAGUCCCGAAGCCAGGGAGAAAUACAAUGAAACCAUACUUGAUAGGAGGAAGCUGCUCAAUGAUACUCCAGAGCUCAGCGUUAGAUGCCGCCAAAUCUCCAGGAUGCUUCCUGUGGCAGUUGAUGAUGAUCUUAAGGCCUUUACUGUUCGAAGCCAGUUGAGGCUAGGAGAAGAAGGAGAACGAGUCGAGUACACUGAUCAGGAUGCACUUUGGUUCCGAGCAGCCACUGUCGCAGUCCCCAUCUUCGGAGCACUUAUCCUCCUCAUCCUCAUUUUCCUAGCUCUCAAGAUUCUCAGGACUGAUCCCCAGUCUCUGCAACCCAAAUUGAGGGUGGGCCCAAACACAAGAGUAAUGAUAGGCAGUAACAACCCACACAUCGACACUGGGGCUAAGAAGUUACCACUGCUUUAUCAGCACAACGACUGCACCUCUCGGACCCAGGAGAAAAACGAAGCAAAUGCGAAACUCAACAGCCCUGCUACCUUGCUAGAUCUUCACAAGUCGAGCCAGAGAGCCCCCUGCAACUUGUAUCAACCGCUUAUUCAGAGCCCGCAGGGGGUCGACGCAAGCGUCUAUAACAAGACCUUCCUCAUAGACUGGGGUGCUCACCCUUAGCUGCCUUAGUGUCUCUUCCUCUAUAUAUAUAUAUUGUUCUUUUUUUGAUAAUGUUUUUUGUAAUGCUGUACUGUAUACAGUUCCUAACCCCAGGUUAUCAGCUGCAGUCAAUUUUAUAUUUGUUUCGUCAUUUUGGAAUGUAUUUGUAUAUUUUAAAAGGAUAGUUGCCAAAACAAAAGUCAUAUUAAUUUUCAGUUUUACUUUAAUUUGAUUUAAAUGUGAGAGGAAAUAUUUCUAAUUGCUACACAUAUAAGAUAGUUCCUGAAAAAACAAAGAAAAAUUAUUCUGGCAAAUUUAUUUAGGAUAGUUGCUUUAGAAUAAUUUUUGACCCUUAUGUUUUAUUCUGAAAUUGAAGUGGAAAAACUUAUUAUGGAAUACAGCUAAUUUAUAUUAAAGUGCCUACCUAAUGUUAGGAACGAAUACAAAAGAAGACUAGCUAGUCAUAUUGUUUAACAGGAUACGACAAUAUUUAUGUGCCUCUGAAAAAAGUCUUCCAAAAUAUUUAACUGAUAUUGAUUGAACAUCAUGCUGCUAGGGGUUCAUUCAACCUUUUUUUUUCUUUUAAAUUUUAUGUAGGAGAGACAAUUUUAGAUUAGUUGUUUUUAUUACCAUUUUGAUUUUAGAAAUUUCCCACCUUUAGUGAUAUUUUAGGGAAAUGUGAAAAGGAAAAAUCUCAUCUUCUCUAAAAGUAUAGAUCCUUUUGCACAGUUUUUAUUAUUGUUUUAUAUAUUUUUUUAAAAAUUCAUUACUGUAAUUUAAUGAGAAAAAAAUUGUAUAUAAGUGUACACAAAUUUUGUACAGGCUAUUUUUGUAAUAUAAUAAAUGUAUAUAAUUAAUUAUUUAAUAAAAAAGACUGUACUUAUGUAUAUGUUCGUGGUCAUGUGAUUGUAAAAGGGGGGGACAAAUUGUGAAAUCUUUAAUUAGAAUUCUGACCACAGUCUAAUUGUCAAAUGAGUAGGGAAAUGGACUGCAUUCUAUGCAAUGCUUUUGAGAUCGAUCUUUAUUAUGUAUAGUAAUAUAUAUCAUUCGUGAUAGCACAUUUAUUGAUACAAUUAUGUGCCAAUGUUUAUUAUUGAUUUAAUAAAAUGUUAUUUAUAAUUAC
Molecule: messenger RNA, 1967 nt
Organism: Nezara viridula (southern green stink bug)
Lineage: Eukaryota; Metazoa; Arthropoda; Insecta; Hemiptera; Pentatomidae
Source: the annotation of a GenBank genome assembly